CAUCAACAUCUUUUGCAAAGACGCCAUUGAAUAAUUAGUUAAAAUUUCAUUUAAAAAAUGACGUCUAAUGAAUUCCACAUGAUUUGGGAACAAAAACAUUUGGGAACAAAACUUGACGUGUAGGAAAAUAUAAUAAAGUGUUCGGCACCUUAUGAAAUCAGGGCUUCGCGGGAACGUGGGUGGGUGUGUGUCUGUGUCUCUCUGUGUGUGUCUGUUUGGACAUCGAACAAAGCACAUAAUCGUGUUGCGCAAGCGAUCGAAACAAUAAGAGUAUCACCCAUUGAAGGAUUGGCCUUCGGAGAACGGGCAAGAAGAGAGGACAAAAAAGUGAGAUAGAUAGACGAAGGUGGUUUUGUUCGUCGGGUUAUUCGGAUGUACGAUCGUGAAAGAGGUGGAGCUGUUGAAGUAAGAGGAAGACGAAGGGAACAAGGAGGAAGAGGAGGAGGAGGAGGACAGGGUCGAUGGAACAACGUUCGAAAAAGGACGAAGACGAGGAGGAGACAAGAAGAACAUUUGUAACAUCUCGAGGAUGGUGAUCGGUUUCACGAGAAGAUUCCUCGUUCUCGUGGCCGUCACCGUCUGUGCCAGCAUUUCCUUACCCUUAGAGGAUUACCCCAAAUGCAACGAUCGCAGAUCACCACCUCAGACCCUAGCGACAUGUCGUUACGAUUUGGAUUGCAUGGAAAAUGCUUUCUGUUGGAAUCAAAAGGCUUGCUAUUGCAAAGACGGCUACGUCGUUUACAGGAACAACAGCAACUAUCAUUGCUUGAAAGUGGCCAACAACAUCGAGGAUACCUGCGUGGCCGAUGUCCAAUGUCACUUGACCUUUACCCUCCACUCCGAAUGUCGUAAUCACGUUUGUCAAUGUUCUUCCACGGCUCAUUUCGUAAACGGGAGGUGUUACGAAUCCAUUGGAUUGGCUAGAAUAUGUCAAACGAAUCAUAAUUGUUACGUAAAGGAUAGCUAUUGCGUUAAUGGUUAUUGCGUUUGCGAUAAUCGUCAGCAUCCCAAUCCUGAGAGAACAAAAUGUAUCAAAAAUGCUUAUUUAGGGGACAAAUGCGAACAGGAUUUCGAGUGCGUAUCGGAGAACACGAGGUGCAUGGAAAUCUGCAAAUGUAAAGUCGAUUAUGUACUUUCGGAGGAUGGUACGCGAUGUUUGAAAGCAGCCAACUCUGUUGGCGAAGGCUGCCGAGAAGAUUCGCAGUGUCAGGAAUUUUUACAGAACACCAUUUGUCAGGAUAAUGUUUGUACAUGCGUAGAGGAGUAUCAUCGUCGUGGUCCUGUCUGUGUCAGGGAUGUUGGACUGGGUCAACGUUGCGUGUCCCAUAACGAAUGCGUAACUCAAACCUACAAGCAUUCCAAUUCGACAGAUUUGAUGAAAGUUGAUUGUUUAAAUGAUCGCUGUACGUGUGCAAAGGAUUACAUAAUGUCGCAAGAAUUGGACGAUUGUAUUCGAUACAGCGAAAGUGGUGCUACCAGUUUGCAAACUUAUAGAAUCUUCUUUCUAAUAAUUUUUGCAAAUUUAUCUAUCUGGAUAGUGGAUAAGAUCAAGGAAUCGUAAACUACCGAACCAAAUAGCAACAAACCUCUAAGAUACACCAUUUACCUUACCUAGAUGAUUAUUUUAAUAUGAUAUACGUAUUUAUUGAAAAUUAUUCCAUAACUCGAUCGUGUAAAUAAAGAAGAAACUUACGAUAGGCGUAGAUAUAACCAAAGACAAUUGACGACGAGUAUAACGCGUUAAACGUAAUCACUCGACGAAGUUCAAGUAUUUAUUUUUCAGAGUUUAAAUAGAAUUUU
Messenger RNA from Polistes canadensis, 1800 nucleotides. Its product is annotated as prion-like-(Q/N-rich) domain-bearing protein 25. The coding region runs from base 530 to 1561 and encodes 343 amino acids. The record is from RefSeq and is a predicted model, not a curated record. The transcript is spliced from 9 exons. NCBI's taxonomy places the organism in Eukaryota, Metazoa, Arthropoda, Insecta, Hymenoptera, Vespidae.